AUGCAAGCCAGCCCCAUCCGUAUCCCAACUGCUAGCAAUGACAUCGACUGGGAUUUCUGCUUCCGUAUGUCACAGCAAAGCGAGAUCCCAGCUCACCAGCAAACAGAUAAGUUGUAUCAUACCAGUGGAUGUGGAGAGAGUGAAGAGGAAACUAAAGCUAAAGAAGAGGAGAAGGCCAUAGACUGUAUGUCUCAUCCCAAAGAGAAAUUAGCCCAAUCCCAGAAGAAAGUAGCUCAGCUGAUUAAGAAAAAAAUGAAUACUCAAGCAAACAAGGAGCUGAUUCGAUGUGCCAUUCUUUCUCGGAUUAUUUUUGGGGACCAUCACUGGAAAUGUGCACAAGCUGUGACCAACCUAGCUUAUGGCUACUUGACACUGAGAGGCCUCCCAGUUCAGGCCAAGAAACAUGCUGUGUCGGCCAAGAAUACACUGUUGACCUGGAAGGCAAAUACGACCUCAGAUAAGGAGAAAGAGGAGAUCCUGGAAGCUCUGGUCAUGCUGUACUACACUCUGGGGGUGGCCUGGCUCCUGCAGAACCGUGGCAGAGAAGCCUAUUUCAACCUGCAGAAGGCAGAAAUAAACAUGAAGGAGCUGAAAGAAUUAUAUGAAGGAGGCGUUUGUGAAUUACAAGUCUCUGAUAAAGACCUAACACUUGCUUUGGGCAGAGCCUCCUUGGCCAUCCACAGAUUGAACCUAGCACUGACAUACUUUGAAAAGGCAAUUGGCGAUGUUAUUGCUGCCAAGGGUGACAGGACGUCAGAUCUGAUCAGCCUGUAUGAGGAAACUGCUCAGAUGGAGCAGCUAAGGAGGAACCACAACCAGGCCAUCCAGUACUUGCAGCAGAUGCUGUUGAGACAUAUUUCAUAAAAAGUAUCAAUGCAUAUCGAGCAACACUGGGCUCAGAGGAUUUUGAAACACUGAGCACCACUGAAGAAUUUUGCAAAUGGCUUGUCCAAAAUGGAGAAAAACAGG
Piliocolobus tephrosceles (Ugandan red Colobus) is the source of this 969-nucleotide messenger RNA. RefSeq names its product tetratricopeptide repeat domain 23 like (gene TTC23L). The record is from RefSeq and is a predicted model, not a curated record. NCBI's taxonomy places the organism in Eukaryota, Metazoa, Chordata, Mammalia, Primates, Cercopithecidae. Gene Ontology annotation, molecular function: protein binding. The transcript is spliced from 7 exons. The coding region runs from base 1 to 864 and encodes 287 amino acids.